GAGAAAGUUCACAAAGCCACUCACUACACUGACUACUGUACAGUACUACAGUAUCCCGGUGCAUAUUUUCAGAGUAAUUUCGCGUUAAAUUCAAAACAAUGGAUCAAGAUAAAGAACAGAAUCAAAUGAAUUGUAAUGCUUCACAAAUAGUCAAGCAAUGGCAUAAAUUUUUUAGAGAGCAAAUGAAGGAUUGCCAGGAAAAGAUAGAUGCUGCUGAAGCUGAGCAAAAUCGAUUGGUAGGAUUACUGGAGAGUGCUUCCAAAGAUAAGACCAAACUGUUAAAAAACAAAUUAGACGUCAUUGUCAAAAUAUCUAUGGCAGAUGAUUAUAUGAAAACACUUGGUCUCAGUGUUGGCGACUUGGAAAAGAAAAUUGCUGAUGUGGAAAUAGAAAAGCAUAAAUUGUUUUUGGAACUUGAAGCUGUAAAGAGUAAUAACCAGGAGCUGGAAAAGCAGAAAGAAGAGGCAGCAGAAGUGAUAAAAGAGCUGACGGUAACAUGCAACCAGCUGCAAUCCUCUAAGGAGUUGCUAGAGAAUGAAAACAAAAAGCUAGUGGAAGAAUCAAACUUGAAAUUUCAAGAGCUGCAACAAAAGCUAACAGCUGAAUUACAAGCAAAGCAGAACAUCUACAGAGAACUGAAUGACAUGAAAUCCACCCUCGAUACAAAGAUUCAACAAGAAAUAGAACAAAAUAAUCUGCAGAUUGAAUUGCUCAAAACAUGCCAAGCACAGGCCCAGGAGUUGGAUGUUGUCAAAAAAGAGAAACUUGACCUGUUAGAAAAACUUAAGAACGUACAGAAUAUCCUUACCAAUGUGAAUAAAAUCACGCAGACUGAUUAUGACGAUGAUAAGGGCCUAAAUCAAAGCUGUGGCUCUGAUAGUGCUGGUACACCUUCAAGUCCUAGAAAAACCAGAUCACAGAAAAAAAUGAAGAUUAAUGACACAUGUCUCCAGUGCAGCAGUGACUACUGUAAGAAAAACUCCAAAAAUUAACCCAAAAAAACCCAUUUCUGAUGUGGUUGCAGUUCUUUACUUUCUUUUUGGUGUUCUUGGUGCAGAAAUUUGGGCAGCCAGCAUUCAAGAAGAUCAAAAUCUAGUUUGUUAACAAUGUACUGGUACAGUUCUAUCAUGAGGUCAUAUUUAUCUAUUGUUAGAUAAUGAUAAAUAUGCAUAGAUUUUUAGAUAAUGAUAAACAUCUUACUAGACUAAGAUGCACAGCCUUAGUAUCCAUUCAGAGUAAUUCAGUGUUGUAAAUCAUUCUAUAACAUAAAAUGUAGUGAGUUUCUCUUGUGUAUGUGACCAACCAACUGUAUCAGAGGUUUAAUGUAGCCAGCAAAACAAUCUACUCUCCUUAUUUUACUGAUCUUCUCUACUGCCUUUACUUUCCCAAUUAUUUGAGAAAACUGAGACAAGUGAUCUCAGUACAAUAUGAAAAAAAAAAUAUUGACUUAAACAAUUCUUACUGUUAAAAAGUUGUGUGUAAAGUUUUUAGAAAAAUGUGUUAUAACCCCAGCCAAAUAAUUGAGUAAGAUUCAUUUUGCAUUGAUCACUUUGUCAUUUGGUAAACCAUAACAAUGUGAAACAUUUAUUUUGAAAAAUAUUUUUUGUAUUCGUCAUGUCAUGCAGGUUUACAUGACCAAAGGUUGAUAUUAUUUUUGAUACAAGCCAUUUUUAUAAUUUUUUAAGUCCUUGUGAUUUUUUUGAAAAUGUUUUUAUUUAUGUAAUAUAAAAAGUAAUCUAAAUUUUUUUAUUAUACAAUGUCUGUUGUAUGGAUUUUGACUAUUUUUGGUCUUAUGUUUCUGUAUUUUAAAUUUAUUUUUUUGUUUUGCCGAUACAUCUUUCUUUUAUGUCAAUCAAUUUUAUGUGGCAAAUAUUAUUUACAUUUUUAUCAAUCGCUACCUCACAGGAGUCCUGGAUACUUUUUUUGUGCAUUAAGAACUCCCCCCCCC
Messenger RNA from Biomphalaria glabrata, 1948 nucleotides. RefSeq names its product RUN and FYVE domain-containing protein 1-like. The record is from RefSeq and is a predicted model, not a curated record. The transcript has 9 exons. Lineage: Eukaryota; Metazoa; Mollusca; Gastropoda; Planorbidae. Bases 99 to 992 code for a protein of 297 amino acids.